Messenger RNA from Tachyglossus aculeatus (Australian echidna), 2890 nucleotides. RefSeq names its product family with sequence similarity 193 member B (gene FAM193B). The record is from RefSeq and is a predicted model, not a curated record. The transcript has 10 exons. NCBI's taxonomy places the organism in Eukaryota, Metazoa, Chordata, Mammalia, Monotremata, Tachyglossidae. Bases 73 to 2742 code for a protein of 889 amino acids. Gene Ontology annotation, cellular component: cytoplasm; nucleus.
GGGCUGGUCUCCCCGGGCGAGAGGCUGCCGCCCGACUUUGUGCCAACACUCGUGCAGAACCUGCUGGGAGAGAUGCCUCUGUGGAUCUGUCAGAGCUGCCGCAAGAGCGUGGAAGAAGAGGAGCGCAGGGCAGUUCAAGAGCAGGCGCUGGCGGUCUCAUUAUCGCACACGUCCUGCAAGUUCCAGUCAUGCGGAAGCGGCUUGCACUCCUCCUCCUCCUCCUCUUCCUCCUCCUCUUCCUCCUCCUCGUCGUCGUCCUCGUCGUCGUCCUCCUCCUCCUCCUGCCAUGGGAACUCAGGAGACUGGGAUCCCAGCUCAUUCCUGUCGGCACACAAACUCUCUGGCCUCUGGAACUCUCAGCACGCCCACGGGCCCCUGCAGGGCAGUUCGCUAGGGAGCCCUCCGGCCGCCCCCGCAGGUGACAGACACUCGAGCCUCCCCCUGGCUCCCGAGUGCGUCAACCAGUCUCCCGCUCCCGGCCCGAAGACCUGCCCCUUCAGCCACACGCUCCCUUCCCAAGCCGCUUCUGGCGGCGGGGCUGUGCCCGGCUCUCCUCUGCCUACCUCACUUGAGUUUUGCAAGACGCUGCCCAAGCAGUUCAAGAGCAUGUGCAGGCGGCCCACCCCUCCAGGCGAAGCCUUCCACUCCUCGGAACACCACCGGCACGCAGAUCUCGCCGCCCCUCCCAACAGCCCCACCGGCCACCCCCCUCCACCAGCACCGCUGGCCCCCGCUCAUCCCGGGCCCUUCGGCUCGCCACCCCACGGCCACCAGCCGCCCUCCUCCCCAGCCACGCCCUUCCCCACGCCCGUCCCCGGCCCUCACCCCCCGGUGCCCAAGGCAGCCGCCGAGUCCCCCACCGCCACAGCCACCGCUGCCGGCCCCCCGCACAGCCCGGCAUCAUGUAAGGGCCCUCACCUGCCCGCCGCCAACGUGCCGCCGCUUCUCAAGAUGACCCCACCGCUCUCAGGGUGCAACCACCCCUGCAAUGGGCACUGCAGCGGGACCCUGAUCCCCCAGCCCGCACCCUACCAGCUCCCUGGCACCAACAGUGGCAGGGACCCCGGCUGCAAGGGCCACAAGUUUACAAACGGUACAGGCUGCCACCCGCCACAGUCCUGCGAGGCAGACGAGGGGCUGGGAGAGGACGAGGACAGCAGCUCGGAACGCAGCUCCUGCACCUCCUCGUCCACCAACCAGAAAGAUGGGAAGUUCUGUGACUGCUGCUACUGUGAGUUCUUCGGCCACAACGCGCCCCCGGCGGCCCCGACGAGCCGGAACUACACCGAGAUCCGGGAGAAGCUGCGCUCUCGGCUGACCAAGCGGAAAGAGGAGCUGCCCCAGAAGGCGGGGCAGGCGGGCAGUGCCCCCGGGGAGCCGGCCGUGGACCAUCGGGACGUGGACGAGCUCCUGGACUACAUCAACAGCACCGAGCCCAAGCCCCUCAACAGCGCCAAGGCCGCCAAGCGGGCCCGCCACAAGCUGAAGAAGAAGGAGAAGGAGAAAGCCCAGAUGGAGGCGGAGGCCCAGCGCCAGACUGACUCCAGCAUCCCUGCUCCGGCCCCCGCUCCAGCCCCUGCUCCUGCGCCCGCUCCCGCCCCUUCGGGCCCCGAGGCCACCGAGGCCACCGAGCCCCCCGGGGAGAAGCUCCUGGAGUGGCCCCAGCUGGAGCUGGAGCGGGUCAACAGCUUCCUGACGAGCCGCCUGCAGGAGAUCAAGAACACCAUCAAGGACUCUAUCCGGGCCAGCUUCAGCGUCUACGACCUCAACCUGGACGUCAACGACUUCCCCAAGAAGGCGGCCGUCCUGGAGCAGAAGGCCCUGCUCUCCCACCUCAACGGCUCCUCCGACCUGCAGGAGAUCGGGCUGGACCUGUCCCCCUUGACUCUGGGCCCCCCCGGCAAGAGCCCCCCGGCCCCGCCCUCACCCGGGGAGCCGGGCCCGCCGCGGGGCGAGGGGGUACCCCCCGCCGGGGAGAAUGGGGUGGUGAGGCGGCUCAGUGCCGUGCCCAACCUCUCCCGUGUCAUCUGGGUCCAGUCCCCCAAGGCGUCCGACCCGGCUCCGGAUGGGCUCGGCCCCAGGGAGGCGGCCCCGGCGGACCGGCCGGAAGUUCCCGACCUCGGACCCGGACCCGGGAAGCCCAGGAAGAACAAGAGGCCCAACGGGCAGGCCAGAAGAGGGGAGGCCAGCCCUCUGUCCGGGCAGCAGGCCAAGGUGGAGACCCCCGGCGGGGCGAAGGGGCAGGGGCCGGGUGCCAGGCAGCCGCCCAAGCCCAGCCUGGCCCCAGAGCUCCCCAGGGGUGGGUGCUGCCCGGAACCUGCUGAGGCGGCCACCCGGGGAACCCGGCCGGGGCCCCCUUGGGCCUGCGGCCCACCGAAGGCCGAGAAGGAGAAAGGCGGCUUGUGGAGACCCCGGAAGAACGAGGCCCGGGGGGAGCCGGAGUCGGCGACGCCUUCGGGCGCCGGGGACCGGGCCCCGGCCAGCUUGGCGCCGGUGACGGCCUACCCCCAGACCAAGGGCAAGACCCGGAAGAGCCGCAGCAAGUCGGAGAAAUCCGCCACCGCCAUCGACGACGUGUUCCUGCCCAAGGACGUGGACGGGGUGGAGAUGGAUGAGACGGAUCGGGAGGUGGAGUACUUCAAGAGGUUCUGUCUGGACUCUGCUAAGCAGACGCGGCAGAAAGUGGCCGUCAACUGGACCAACUUCACCCUCAAGAAAACCACUUCCAGCGCAGCUCAGUGAGUUUUUGAUAAGUGGAGGAGGCCUCCCCUGACAGACCUGAGAGCCGGGAGCUUUGGCCCCCUUGUGUUGUACUCACACCGACCCUCCCACCAGGUGUGUAGAAGGACCAUGCUGGACCCAAUAAAGAACUUUUUAAUUUUUUAUUUUA